AUGGUUAUAAAUACGCCAUUUGGUUUAUUCCAAUACCAAAGAAUGCCAUUUGAAAUUUCAAGCGCUCCAGGAAUUUUCCAAAGAUUUAUGGAAGAAGUUGUUUCCGGAAUACCUGGCUGUGCAGUGUACCUUGAUGAUAUUAUCGUUACUGGUCGUAAUAAUGAAGAACACAUUCAAAACUUAAAAGCCUUAUUUCAAAGGUUAGAGUACCAUGGUCUUAGAUGUAAACAAGAAAAAUGUACUUCUGCUCAGUCAAAAAUUGAAUAUGUCGGACAUGUUAUAGAUUCAAAUGGUAUCAUGCCAUCGGAAAAAAGAUUGGAUGCCAUUCGUCUCAUGCCUCAACCAAAGAACCUCAAAGAAGUCGAAGCUUUUAUUGCCACAAAUGCUUCCAAAAAUGGAAUAGGAGCUGUUUUAUCGCAUCGAUAUCCAGAUGAUACAGAAAAACCAAUCUCAUUUGCGUCAAAACUCUAA
Molecule: messenger RNA, 471 nt
Organism: Lucilia cuprina (Australian sheep blowfly)
Lineage: Eukaryota; Metazoa; Arthropoda; Insecta; Diptera; Calliphoridae
Exons: 2
Coding region: 1-471 (156 amino acids)
Source: RefSeq, a predicted model, not a curated record